AUUUGAUUAACACUAUUUGCUAUCCUUUCUGUUCCCGGCGACCUUCUAGAGGAGUGGGGGGGGGGGUGGUGGUGAAGGAGGUUGAAGUUUCUCCAGGAGCUGCACCAUAUAUAAGCCCCGUGACGCUCGAGGAAGACCACAUAACUCCUCAGCAUACCCCAUUGAGAAGAACUCCCUAUAUUCUUCUCCUCCUUCUUCUACCCACCCCCAUCUCGCCCCUCUUCUUGAAAACAAGGAUGAAGUUACUGGUGUUGUCCCUGCUGGUGGGGUGCUCGCUGGGGGCGUCCCUCGACCGUCAGCAGCGUCAGGUGCUUGGUAACAGAGUGUCCCUGCAGUCAUCCUUAGGAGGGUACCUGCCGCCCCGCCCUGAGCCAUGUCAGCCCUCCACCAUCUACCGCACACAGACCCAGUACUCCACCCAGGUCAUCCCCUCCACCGUCUACAACAACGACGUACAAUACGUCACCCAGACGUCCGUCCGCACACAGCAGGUAUACACCACUGUGUACUCUGAGGUGGUCCGCACCCAGGUGGUGCCCUCCGUCCAGUACCAGACAGUGACUGUGACCCGCACCGAGCAGAACGUCCGCACACAGGUCGUCACUCUGCCACCACAAGUCAACUACGUCACACGUACACAACAAGCUGUGACGACACAGGUACAGUACCAGACCAGAUACUCCACCAGCAUCCUGCAGGUCCCAACAACUGUUGUCAGGAAUGUUGUUUCUACACAGGUGGUUCCUCAGCAGGUGGUGAGCACCGUCUACCAGACACAGUUUGUCACCAGGACCCAACAGCUACCUGGACAGACCCGUACCGUGGACAGUACUCAGUACAGCACCAUUUACUCCACCGUGGUAGUACCUGGCCAGGACGUGGUAAAAACACAAAAUGUUGUGAGGACCAACGUCAUCACCCAGACCGUCACACAGCCAGGCCAGACCCAGGUCAUCACCUCCACCAAUGUGGUUCCCGUCACCACUACCAUCUUCUCCGAGGUGGUGGUCACCAACACCCAGACACAGUACGUGACGCGCACCCAGGUACAGCAGCAGGUGACCACCGUCUACCGCACACAGCAGGUGCCACAGUACGUCACCAGGACCGUCACCGUCCCCCAGCAGGUGGUGAGCACUCAGGUGUCAACACAGGUGGUGCCCACAACCAUCUACAGCCAACAGGUGGUACCAACUGUGGUCAACCUGCCCGCCGAGACCAGGUACACCACAGUGUACCGCACCUCCGUCCGCACCCAGCAGUUACCGGGUCAGACCCGCACCGAGUACCAGACCAGCGUGGUCUACAGGACCAACUACGUCACCUCCACAGUGUUCAACCAGCAGUACAACACCGUGACGGCCACCAGCACCUACCAGCCAGACUGUAACACCGGCUACAACUACCCCUCGCCCUCCCGAGGCUUCAACCCCUUGGGCUAACUCAAGACUCCUGGAGGUGAAGGUGGUACUCCCCUAAGAAACUGUCUCUCCAUCACCUACAGUAUAUGAUCACCUUCCUAGUGUCUAAGAGAACUAAUUUUGUACACCUUCCUGUAGUCAAUAAAACUACUGAGAAAACUAAGUAUGGACUCAGUUUGCUGUUGACUGUGCAUGUCCAGAUACAAGUCUAGAAUAUAUUAGUAAAAACACUGUGCAUAUCUUCCUACAGACAGACAGAACCAUCCCCGUCAUGUCUCUUUAAUAGUAUUUAUGACUGCAUUUGUCUUGAAGAAAAUAUUUAUAUAUUCAUCCAGUC
Messenger RNA from Homarus americanus (American lobster), 1758 nucleotides. RefSeq lists its product as uncharacterized. The coding region runs from base 237 to 1442 and encodes 401 amino acids. Lineage: Eukaryota; Metazoa; Arthropoda; Malacostraca; Decapoda; Nephropidae. The record is from RefSeq and is a predicted model, not a curated record. The transcript is spliced from 2 exons.